CCUUCUAAAAUCCUAUAAAUACCAACAUCUUCUCUUCAUAUCUAUUUAUUCAAUAACCCUUACAACACCGAAUAUAACUUUGAAAAAAAAAACAAAUGGCUUCAAAGAACUCAGCCUCUCUUGCUCUUUUCUUUGCGCUCAACAUCCUCUUUUUCACCUUAACCGUUGCAACAAAUUGCAACUGCAAGCCAAGUCCUAAACCAAAGCCAGUCCCAAGUCCUAAGCCCAAGCCGGUCCAAUGUCCUCCUCCACCCCGUCCUUCAGUCCCAAGUCCUAAUCCUAGGCCGGUCACACCUCCACGCACCCCUGGUUCAUCCGGAAACAGCUGUCCUAUUGAUGCUCUCAAGCUCGGUGUAUGUGCAAAUGUCUUAAGCAGUCUACUCAACAUCCAGUUGGGACAGCCAUCCUCUCAACAAUGUUGCUCGCUCAUCCAAGGUUUGGUUGACGUCGACGCUGCGAUUUGUCUAUGCACUGCUCUGAGGGCUAACGUUCUUGGUAUCAACCUUAACGUUCCGAUAUCUCUCAGCGUUCUUCUCAACGUUUGUAACAGAAAGCUUCCAUCUGGUUUCCAAUGUGCUUGAGCAAUAUCCAUUAUGCAUACGAUGCGAUGCCAGUGCACAAUAUCGUCUUCGAAAUUUAUUAUAGUUUGAAUAAAUGCAUGUAAGGUAUAGUUUAUGUAUCAAUCUUAAUUUGUUAAAGAGAAAAAAUAAAUGUGUGAGAUUUUUAUAGUUUUUCAUUUUGUUUGUAAACGUUGUCCCCCGCCUUCCAAGCUUUGUAUGCUUCUGUAGCAAUCUAUUUCUAUUUCUAUUUCAACGAAAUUUUAAUGAAAGAAAUUUCGUAAGCAACGUCUCAUUUUCAAAUUCUU
Arabidopsis thaliana (thale cress) is the source of this 865-nucleotide messenger RNA. RefSeq names its product azelaic acid induced 1 (gene AZI1). The transcript has a single exon. Gene Ontology annotation, cellular component: plasmodesma; chloroplast; endoplasmic reticulum. The record is from RefSeq and is marked reviewed. NCBI's taxonomy places the organism in Eukaryota, Viridiplantae, Streptophyta, Magnoliopsida, Brassicales, Brassicaceae. Bases 96 to 581 code for a protein of 161 amino acids.